CGUUUAUUGUAAAAUCGACGAUAUAAAACACACGACUAACACGCGUGUUAGUCAAUCCUUACUGCCGUUUUAGAACCAGAAUUGACAUCCUCACAUGAGAGCAUCUGCUGCUGUUAUUGAGGAGUUUUAAAAAAACUGGAAACCGAGGGGAAAAAGGAAGGGGGAAGGAGAGCAGAGAUGGGCGAAGCAGAAAUGAAGAUUGGAUUCCUCGGAGCGGGAAAGAUGGCGGAGGCCAUCGCGCGGGGGCUGCACAAUGCCGGUGUCUUUCCCUCCUCACGGAUGCGUACUGCCCACACCCGCCUUCCUCGUCGCGAAGCCUUUGCUUCUUUCGGCGUAACCAUUCUCCCUUCCAAUGCCAAGCUUGUCGAAGAAUGUCAAGUUGUUCUUCUUGGAGUCAAGCCCCAGCUUGUUAAAGAAGUGCUCGUAGACUUGAAGCCUUUAUUUUCAGAAGACAAGUUGCUGUUAUCAAUUGCGGCAGGUGUCAAAAUCAAAGACUUGGAGGAAUGGGCAGGAAAUGCAAGAGUGGUUAGGGUGAUGCCAAAUACGCCUUGCCUUGUGGGUGAAACAGCAGCAGUGAUGAGCUUGGGCAGCAAGGCCACUGCUCAGGAUGAGAAGUUCGUGAAAACUCUCUUUGAAGCAGUUGGUAAAAUUUGGACGGUGAAGGAAAAGCUUCUUGAUGCUGUCACUGGCCUCAGUGGAAGUGGGCCAGCAUAUGUAUAUCUUGCUAUAGAGGCAAUGGCCGAUGGAGGUGUGGCAGCAGGGCUUCCACGGGAUCUUGCAUUAGCGCUGGCUUCUCAGACGGUUUUGGGAGCCGCUAAAAUGGUAAGAGAGACAAAGAAAAAUCCUGGCCAACUCAAGGAUGAAGUGGCAUCACCAGCUGGGACAACUAUAGCUGGAAUUUACGAACUAGAAAAAGGUGGGCUUCGUGCUACUCUUAUGAGUGCUGUAAUGGCUGCAGCUAAAAGAAGUGAGGAGCUUUCAAAAACAUAGCCAUACCAACUGAUGUUUUGCAUUAAACCAAGUCGUAGUAAAUACAAAAUAGCUUCACUGGCUGUAGAUAAUUUUGCUUCCUAUACAAAUGGAGAAGAGACGAGUCCAAAUCUUCGGCAAUAGAAACUUGGUUUAUUCCAUAUUUUCUAUGGACCUUCAAUUAGUUCUUAUUCAUUGAAGAUCAGCUGCAAAUAACUUAUUUUUAGUUCUCUUCCGAUAAUUUAUCUGAACAUUGCCUAUACUGUGAUGAAAUUAGAAGUUUACUUGAUAGAAUUCAUAAACACUUUGAUUAUCAACUAAUAGGAUUACCUAACACAUGUUUGAAAAAACAACACAAAAUCACACAAGGCAUCAAGGAAGUAAGCCUAGAUGCACAUAUAUUCUUAGAAGAAUAGUGUCAUGCAUGCAAUUGAUGUAUGAUAAUGUUGAUGAAUUAUAACCAAUCUCUUUAUACUAA
Messenger RNA from Cryptomeria japonica (Japanese cedar), 1447 nucleotides. RefSeq names its product pyrroline-5-carboxylate reductase. NCBI's taxonomy places the organism in Eukaryota, Viridiplantae, Streptophyta, Pinopsida, Cupressales, Cupressaceae. The coding region runs from base 178 to 990 and encodes 270 amino acids. The transcript has 7 exons. Gene Ontology annotation, biological process: L-proline biosynthetic process. The record is from RefSeq and is a predicted model, not a curated record. Gene Ontology annotation, molecular function: pyrroline-5-carboxylate reductase activity.